CCGAGAAUCCCAACGAUGAAGUUGGGUUUUGUUCCGAACGCCAUUUUAAAUUCCUCCUCGUCACCUCGCCUAUUUUUCACUCUUCCUCUUUCUCAUCCCUUCUCUGCUCAAUCCUCACCUAACAAAAUCACUUCCUCAGGUUCAGGGAGAAAGGACUCGAUUUUGUGUGCGCAAAAUACUCAUCAUAAAAGUGAACUGAUACCCAGUUAUUCGAUGGCUUCAGAGCAAGAAUCUCCGGAAUUUAACAGAAAUCUUUACCCACUUAUAGAGCCCUAUAGUACAGGGUUUUUGAAGGUUUCGGAUCUUCACACAAUCUACUGGGAGCAAUCAGGAAACCCGAAUGGGCAUCCUGUUGUCUUCCUUCAUGGGGGCCCUGGAGGUGGUACUUCACCGAGUAAUCGGAGAUUUUUUGACCCUGAAUUUUAUAGAAUUAUUCUAUUUGAUCAGCGAGGUGCAGGAAAAAGUACACCCCAUGCUUGCUUAGAACAGAACACCACAUGGGAUCUUAUUGAUGACAUUGAGAAGUUAAGGGAGCACUUGCAGAUUCCAGAAUGGCAGGUAUUUGGUGGGUCGUGGGGAAGCACACUUGCCCUUGCAUACAGCCAGUCACACCCAGAAAAGGUUACUGGCAUAAUCAUCAGGGGAAUUUUUCUUUUGCGAAAGAAAGAGAUUGAUUGGUUUUAUGAGGGUGGUGCUGCUGCAAUAUUCCCUGACGCUUGGGAACCAUUUAGAGAUUUAAUUCCAGAUAAUGAGAAAGGAUGCUUCGUUGAAGCCUACAGGAAGAGAUUAAAUUCUGAUGAUAUGGAAACUCAAUAUGCAGCUGCUAGAGAAUGGACUAAAUGGGAAAUGAUGACUGCGCAUCUUAUUCCAAAUGAAGAUAACAUCAAAAAAGGGGACGAUGAUAAAUUUUCACUGGCAUUUGCACGGAUUGAAAACCAUUAUUUUGUGAACGGUGGAUUCUUUCCAUCAGAAUCGUUCCUGUUGGAUAACGUUGAUAAGAUAAGGCAUAUCAACACUGUAAUUGUACAGGGAAGAUAUGAUAUCUGCUGCCCAAUGAUGUCAGCCUGGGAUCUUCAUAAAGCUUGGCCAGAGGCAGAUUUUAGGGUGGUUGCAGAUGCAGGCCAUUCAGCAAAUGAACCGGGCAUAUCUGCUGAACUUGUGGCUGCAAAUGAGAAACUGAAAUACCUCAUGAGCAAUAAAGCCUGAAGUGACUCAAAAUACACAUGCAAAUGCCUUGGUGACAUAAAUGGUUAUUGUUAAGAGUCACAGGAUGGUGCAGCGUAAAUCUGUAUUGCAGGAGAACCGCUUCAGUUUUAAUAAACAAAUAAAAAGCCAUCUGGUCUGUGAUUUAGAAUAAGGUGUGGAGGGUUGUUCUCAGUAUCUGAUGAAGCUUGAUUGUGUUAAAUAGACUUGGUAUUGUAAUGGAAGUGCUUUGCCCUACAAUAUGAUUAUGAUCACAUAGCUUUUGGUGGUGUGUUCCCUCAGAUGUUAUAUCAGUGAAAUGUAUGUUAUUUUCUUUCCUUUUUUUUUUUGUUUGGUUCUCAGUUCAGAUAUGAUUUCUUUUCUGAUAGACAUCUGAUGUUGUGAUAAUUUGUUAUGAAUUAUAAUGAUUUAUUGCAUUGUUUGA
Messenger RNA from Neltuma alba, 1627 nucleotides. RefSeq names its product proline iminopeptidase. Gene Ontology annotation, molecular function: aminopeptidase activity. Gene Ontology annotation, cellular component: cytoplasm. The transcript has 11 exons. The record is from RefSeq and is a predicted model, not a curated record. The coding region runs from base 16 to 1206 and encodes 396 amino acids. Gene Ontology annotation, biological process: proteolysis. NCBI's taxonomy places the organism in Eukaryota, Viridiplantae, Streptophyta, Magnoliopsida, Fabales, Fabaceae.